This is a messenger RNA of Onychostoma macrolepis, 2312 nucleotides long. RefSeq names its product polyadenylate-binding protein 1-like. NCBI's taxonomy places the organism in Eukaryota, Metazoa, Chordata, Actinopteri, Cypriniformes, Cyprinidae. Bases 348 to 1916 code for a protein of 522 amino acids. Gene Ontology annotation, molecular function: RNA binding. The record is from RefSeq and is a predicted model, not a curated record. The transcript has a single exon.
AUUUUGCUAUAAUUAAUAUUUAUGACUUAAUUUCAAUGUCUAAAAUCAGACCAAAAUAGCUUUAAUUCUGUUUUACUGUUGAGGAAUGUUACUCAGAGGAUGUCACAUGAUGAUGUCAUAAUUUGGAAUUUUAGAAUGUUCCGCCUAUAAAAGGAGCAAAGCUGUCAGAUUCUAAAUCAUUUCUGACUGAUGCAUCUAACUAAGGCGUUCCCUUGCAGAUACAACAGUUGCAAUAGCGAUUUUUACUUGGCAUUUGCGAUUUGUACUCAGCCAUCGUGAGUUCCACACAGCGGUUUGCUUUGGACCAAGAGCUUUCUGACAAAAAUCUUCUUUCAGAGACAGUCAAAAUGACCACGUGCUACGGUUCAGGUGAGGUUAAAGGUGAAAGAGACCAGUCGGGCCCUUUGUUUGUGGGUAAUUUACACCAACAUGUAACCGAACAGGUGCUGCUAUCAGCCUUCCUCCCAUUUGGACCAAUCUGUUUUGUGCAAGUGUGCAGAGAUAGAGCAACCAACUUCUCUCGUGGGUUUGGCUUUGUUACUUUUGCACACUGUCACAAUGCAGAAAACGCCCUAGAUUCUUUGAUUUUUUCUGAGCUCUUGGGCAAACCCAUGCAAAUCAUGUGGGCUCAACACAAUUCCACUUUGAGAAAAAGUGGAAUUGGAAAUAUAAUUAUUAAGGGCUUAGCAAGAGACAUCGAUGACCUUGCCCUAUACAACACUUUCUCAUGCUUUGGGGAAGUUCUUUCCAGCCGAGUGGUGUGCGACAGUAAUGGUGAACCUAAAAGCUAUGGUUUUGUCCAUUAUGCCACACUGGAGGCUGCUGAACUGGCAAUUAAGAAACUAGAUGGAAUGCUGCUAAAUGACCAUCUAGUUUCUAUAAGCCAUUACAAGCCCUACGAGGAACGCCAGGCGAACCGAAAAGCCAAUUCCAAAUGCUGCAAAAAGAAAGACAACAGCAUUUGCAAUAAACCAGCCAUCGUGAGUUCCACACAGCGGUUUGCUUUGGAACAAGAGCUUCUUGACAAAAAUCUUCUUUCAGAGACGGUCAAAAUGACCACGUGCUACGGUUCAGGUGAGGUUAAAGGUGAAAGAGACCAGUCGGGCCCUUUGUUUGUGGGUAAUUUGCACCAACAUGUAACCGAACAGGUGCUGCUAUCAGCCUUCCUCCCAUUUGGACCAAUCUGUUUUGUGCAAGUGUGCAGAGAUAGAGCAACCAAAUUCUCUCGUGGGUUUGGCUUUGUUACUUUUGCACACCGUCACAAUGCAGAAAACGCCCUAUAUUCUUUGAUUUUUUCUGAGCUCUUGGGCAAACCCAUGCAAAUCAUGUGGGCUCAACACAAUUCCACUUUGAGAAAAAGUGGAAUUGGUAAUAUAAUUAUUAAGGGCUUAGCAAGAGACAUCGAUGACCUUGCCCUAUACGACACUUUCUCAUCCUUUGGGGAAGUUCUUUCCAGCCGAGUGGUGUGCGACAGUAAUGGUGAACCUAAAAGCUAUGGUUUUGUCCAUUAUGCCUCACUGGAGGCUGCUGAAUUGGCAAUUAAGAAACUAGAUGGCAUGCUGCUAAAUGACCAUCUAGUUUAUAUUAGCCAUUACAAGCCCUACGAGGAACGGGAGUUACAGAAAAAAGCCAGUUCCAAAUGCUGCCAAAAGAAAGACAACAGUCUUUAUAUAUCAAACCUGCCAUACAGCUUGGGCAGUGAGGAGCUGUGCUCCCUGUUUUCUGCGUUUGGAUAUGUGACCAGUGCAAAGGUUAUUAUGAACAACAGGUGGAGCAUGGGUUAUGGAUUUGUUUCAUAUUCCUCAAUUAAUGAUGCCGUUAUAGCUGUAUCAUUAAUGAAUGGCUAUAUUGUCGGCAACCGGCCACUGAAGGUUGCUUUCUCCCAUAGUGUAGAUAAAAAGGAAAUAGAACCCUAGCGAAGAACAAAUAAAAAAGAGAGAGAAAAAAUCCUAAACCUAUUUAAAAAACAUUUAAAUAAAAUUCUAAUCCUAUCCCUAGUGCAUAAAAAAAAAAAAAAAUCCUAAGCUUAUCCUAUCCCGAGUGCAAAUAAAUAAAAUAAAAUAAAACAAAUCAUGAGUCUAUCCUAUCCCGAGUGCAAAUAAAUAAAAUAAUAAAUUAAAAUUAAAUUAAAUUAAAAAAAAUUAAACCUAUCCUAUCCAAAACAAUAAAAAAUAUCUAAGCCUAUCCUAUCCCUAGUGCAAAACAUAAAUAAAAUAAAACAAAUCAUGAGUCUAUCCUAUCCCUAGUGCAAAAUAAAUAAAUAAAUAAAUAAUUACAAAACAAAUAAAAAAUCCUACGCUUAUCCUAUUCUG